AUGAUUCUCGUGGUGCUCUACGUCGAUGAUCUCAUCCUGGCCAGCAGCAACAACGAACUCCUCAAGUCGACCAAGAUGGCGCUGAGCAAACGCUUCGAAAUGACGGAUCUCGGUGAGCUCGAUUACUUUCUCGGCAUGGAGAUCAAGAACGACCGUAAGACGGGAAUGGUGACUGUGCAACAAACCAAGUUUCUCAAGUCCGUGUUAACCAAGUUCGGAAUGGAUAACAGCAAGCCAGUGAAGACGCCUCAAGAUCCCGGCCUGAAGCUAACCAAGAACAUGUGUGAACAAGAAUGCAAGCACGAAGACACCAUGUGCAACGUGCCAUAUCGAAGUGCUGUCGGAGGCAUCAUGUAUCUCAUGGUCGCCACACGUCCGGAUCUAGCUGCUGCAGUGGGAUCAUUAUCCCAGUUCUCGUCCGACCCAUGCCCGACUCACUGGCAAGCUUUGAAGCGUGUGCUGAGAUACCUGCAAGCAACGCCCAACCAUGGUCUUGAGUUUACACGUCAAGAAGGAAGCCGUAUCUGCGGGUACACCGACGCAGACUGGGCCGGCGACAUUGAGUCAAGACGAAGUACAAGCGGCUAUGUGUUCAUGAUGAGCGGAGGAUGCAUCAGCUGGAAAAGCCAGAAACAACGGACGGUCGCGCUAUCUUCAACAGAAGCAGAAUACAUGGCGCUUUCCGAAGCAACCAAAGAAGCAGUAUGGCUCAAGGUGCUUUUGGGGGAACUUGGUGAGAUGACAAGCGACGAAGCGAUCAAGAUGUAUGAAGACAACCAAGGAUCAAUCGCUCUCGCCAAGAACCCGGAGUUCCAUAAGAGAACAAAACACAUCGACAUACGCUACCAUUUUGUGCGUGAGAAGGUGGAAUCAGGUGAAGUCGUUUUGGAGUAUUGCCCGACUCAAGAUAUGCUGGCAGACAUGAUGACCAAGCCGAUCGCCGCUGUACAAUUUGAAAACAUUCGCGAUCGACUUGGGAUCCAAGGUGCCGCAGCUAACGAGUCGAGAGGGAGUGUUGAAAAGACAGCAGCUGUGAAGAAGACACCUCGUCAAGCUGCGUCAAGUGUUGAAGCAAGUGGAAGACCAAGCUUCGCUAUACCGGUGGGUACCGGUAUGCACCAGUAA
Peronospora matthiolae is the source of this 1125-nucleotide messenger RNA. The record is from the annotation of a GenBank genome assembly. Lineage: Eukaryota; Oomycota; Peronosporomycetes; Peronosporales; Peronosporaceae.